UCUCGGCGGGCAAGGUGAAAGGUUCCGAAGAUGGCGGCGGCCUUUAUGGAUGAAGAAGUGGAUAACGAUGAUUAUUACUCGCUUUUAAACGUCAGGAGGGAGGCUACCCAGGAGGAGCUGAAGGCGUCUUAUCGCAGACUGUGUAUGUUCUACCAUCCUGACAAGCACCGAGACCCAGAACUCAAAAGGCAAGCGGAGCGGCUCUUUAACCUCGUUCACCAGGCUUAUGAAGUUCUUAGUGAUCCACAAUCAAGAGCGAUCUAUGACAUCUAUGGAAAGAAAGGCUUGGAUAUGGAAGGAUGGGAGGUUGUUGAGAGAAGACGGACAGCGGCUGAGAUCAGAGAUGAAUUUGAGAGAUUACAAAGGGAAAGAGAAGAAAGGCGACUUCAACAAAGAACCAAUCCAAAGGGGACAAUUAGUGUUGGAAUAGAUGCCACUGAGCUGUUUGAUCGCUAUGAUGAAGAUUUCGAAGACUUGCCAGGAAGUAUCUUUCCCCAGAUUGAAAUUAACCGAAUGCACAUCUCGCAGUCUAUUGAGGCACCUCUGACUGCAACAGACACGGCGAUUCUGUCCGGGAGCCUCUCCACGCAGAAUGGUAAUGGCGGAGGAUCGAUAAACUUUGCUCUGAGACGGGUGACCUCGGCCAAAGGAUGGGGAGAGUUAGAGUUUGGAGCCGGCGACCUUCAAGGACCGCUUUUUGGAUUCAAGGUUUUCCGCAAUCUCACGGCUAAAUGUUUCUUUACUACAAAUUGCAUGUUGCAGUUUUCCUCUCAAGGCGUUCGCCCGGGACUUACGACCAUGUUGGCUCGACACUUAGACAAGAAUACCAUGGGUUAUAUACAGUGGCGCUGGGGGAUCCAGUCUGCUAUGAACACCAGUAUCGUCCGGGACACGAAAACCAGCCACACGACCAUGGCACUGCAGCUUGGAAUCCCCCAUUCCUUCGUGAUGUUUAGUUACCAGCACAAGUUUCAAGACGAGGAUCAGACGCGGCUCAAGGGAUCCAUAAAGGCUGGAUUAUUUGGGACGGUGGUGGAAUAUGGAGCGGAAAGGAAGAUUUCGAGGCACAGCGUGUUGGGAGCCACAGUCAGCAUCGGGGUGCCUCAAGGAGUGUCCCUAAAAAUCAAGUUAAAUAGAGCCAGUCAGACAUAUUUCUUUCCUAUCCACCUGACAGAUCAGCUCCUGCCGAGCGCCGUGUUUUAUGCCACUGUGGGCCCUCUAGUUAUCUACGUGGCCAUGCAUCGCCUUAUCAUCAAGCCUUACCUCCGGGCUCAAAAAGAGAAAGAGCUGGAAAAACAUAGAGAGAGCUCGGCGACGGAUAUAUUAGAGAAGAAGCAAGAGGCGGAGGCCGCGGUUCGGUUGAUGCAAGAGUCUGUGAGAAGGAUCAUAGAAGCGGAAGAGUCUCGGAUGGGCCUGAUCAUACUGAACGCUUGGUACGGCAAAUUUGUGACUGAUAACAGCAGGAAAAACGAAAAGGUGAAGGUGAUUGACGUGACGGUGCCGCUGCAGUGUCUGGUGAAAGAUUCCAAGCUAAUCCUCACGGAAGCUUCAAAGGCCGGUCUUCCUGGUUUCUACGAUCCUUGCGUUGGUGAAGAGAAAAGCCUAAAAAUACUUUACCAGUUCCGAGGAGCCCUUCACCAAGUGAUGUCCGGAGAUAAUGAACCUCUUAGGAUACCAAAGCAGUCUCACAAGAUCGAUGCGGACGGCUAGCCGACGUCGGGGAACGCCACCAAGAAAUCUCACAACCUCCUCGGCCCGAAAAAAACUUUUCCUUGGAUUCUCCGUUCCAGAAAACCAGGAGUCCGAGAGAAGUUUUACUCUUGUAUUUUUUUUAUUAUUAUUAUUAUUAUUCGGAGAGCCAUAAAGGUUCCGCCAACCUAAUUAAGUGCAGAUGAGAGACGGUCGCUCUUGGUAUUUAUAUCGCGGCGAUAUUACUGCUGCUAUAAGGGGAAAAACUACAUAAAGAUUGGCGCCCAGGUCUUGUCAGCCUUGGAAACCGCAGCCAGAAUUUAUCUAUCGGUGCAAUUGGUAUGGAAUCGAUUGUAAAAGUUGUGGAUACGUUUUGUUACUGUGAAAAUCCUCCAGCUUUUUAAAUGGACUCCCGAGCUAUCGCAAAACGACCUGUCUGUCAAAGCAGGGAGAGCGAAAGAAGUAAUAACAACGCGUAGCACAUUAACAUAUGAUAACUGGUAUUAUAUGGAUGUGGCAAUGCAGGGGUUCAUGUUUAAAUUGCACUUUAUUCCUAGCUAUGGCAUGGUUACUGAACUUGAAAUUCCGAUACCUUACUGUAAACCACUGUGUAUGCAGUCAUUGCUCUUAGUAUCAAAAAGAGACUUAAACGUGAUGUCAUCAAGGUGUAUUUCUGCAGUUUUCAGUGGUUGACAGUACAGCAGAUCCGUAUAUAUUAGUCAAGCUGGAACUUCUCACGGAACCGGUUCUCGGACCGGCUAUUUGCUAGGAAGUGUAUAUUUGCUAAAAGGAGCUGCUGGUUUCAUAUCCGCCGUAUUUAAUGUCCGUGUCCCGAUAUCCUAUGCACUAUAUACAAAGCUGUCGCUGGUGACACGUGGGAACGUAUGCGAUGGAAUCUUCCUGGCUGUCUCACGUUAUUUUAUAACCCUUUCCCUCCUUGGUUUGAUCUUCUAUAGUAAACCUCAACAUAGUUUGUUGAACCCAAGGCAGAGCCGUACCUCGAGGCAUCCGCUCUGAUCUGUUCAUUCAUACUGAUCCACAGAGUAAAGUACACAAUGCCAA
Messenger RNA from Spea bombifrons (plains spadefoot toad), 2751 nucleotides. RefSeq names its product DnaJ heat shock protein family (Hsp40) member C11 (gene DNAJC11). The transcript is spliced from 16 exons. Lineage: Eukaryota; Metazoa; Chordata; Amphibia; Anura; Pelobatidae. The record is from RefSeq and is a predicted model, not a curated record. The coding region runs from base 31 to 1710 and encodes 559 amino acids. Gene Ontology annotation, biological process: cristae formation.